This is a messenger RNA of Salvia splendens (bonfire salvia), 1604 nucleotides long. RefSeq lists its product as uncharacterized. NCBI's taxonomy places the organism in Eukaryota, Viridiplantae, Streptophyta, Magnoliopsida, Lamiales, Lamiaceae. Bases 117 to 1397 code for a protein of 426 amino acids. The transcript has a single exon. The record is from RefSeq and is a predicted model, not a curated record.
CUUUUUAAUAUCUCCAUUCUGUUUGAAAUGACUUAGAGCUGAUUCCCUCGCUUAUACUCCAUUUACAUACUCCUGCUCAAUCACUGUGUCUUUCCAUCACAAACUUUCACAUUAUCAUGAAUGUUGAAUUACCCCAGCAGCAGCCGCUGCAGCCGCGCCUACUCCCUCGUGUGCCUAACUCGAUGAAAGAGGGCAAUGUUGGUCUGUAUCUGCCAUCCGUGGUGACCCUUGGUGCACCUGCUGCUCAACCAGAAUCAUUAGAUGUAUUGCAGCAACCGCUGGUUCAGCGGAUGAAGGAUGAUUUUGUAGACAGGAUUUGUCUUGUUGGAGGAGAAGAUCGCCGCCCACAAAUUCGAGACCGGAUUAGGCAGCACAUGCAGCAAAUAAGGGAUUUCUACGGCGGAUUACAAGACCAAGAUGAAGAAGUUAUUACUGAAGACAUGCUUACAAAAGUAUGCACUCUGGUAUGUAUGUUGGAACAAAGUAACGAAGUCUCUCGAAUCAUACUUCAUCGCAUUGGAUUGGGUGGUUUGGUUUUUUCUAUGCGUGAUAUGUUUAUGUUAGAGAACCAAAUUCCAUUGUUUCUCAUCACCUUUGUUGCCGAAAACCAUCGAGUUCUGCUGAGGGAACACUUAAGCGCCCAAGUAUACGGAGAUAACAGCUUGGUCGAUCUCCCAUGGGCUGAUGAAUUGGAGUCGAUGCCCUUUCAUUACUUGGAAGCGGCCUAUCUCGUUUAUGUCUCUCGUCUGCCUGGUCUCAACCAACAAGCCAUAGGUCCCAAUCAGCAAGCCGGAGCUCCGAAUCAACAAGCCGGAGUUCCCAAUCUGGUGCACGACCUUAGAUUCAGACCUAACCGUUCUGCGACAAGUUUGGUUCGGAAAGGAAUCAAAUUCCGUCGAAGCACCAGAUGUUUGAGGGAUAUCCAAUUUCGUCCGGGGUGCCUAUCUGGAGUUCUUGAACUCCCCUUCUUUUGUGUCACAAGUGACACCAAAAUAUUGUUUACUAAUCUUAUUGCAUACGAGCUUUCUCCUAACUCCUAUACUGAUUAUUGUAUUACUUCCUAUGUGAGUUUCAUGAAAUCUCUUCUAGAAACUACAGAUGAUGUGAAGUUAUUGAGGGAAGCCCACAUACUAUCUUGUAUGAUGGCCAAUGAUGAAGAAGUUUUGGAUGUCUUCACGAGUAUUGAAACGUUUGGGGUCUACAACAACAAUCUUUUCCGGGCUGUGUAUGCGCGCGUAAGGAGACAUUGUGCUAGUGAAAUGAAUACUUGGUAUGCAACUUUUAAAAGUGCAUAUGUGUUGACUCCGUGGAAGAUUGUUUCGCUAUUAGCUGCCAUUUUCGUUAUUGGUCUGUACAUUGUUCAGACUGCAUGUGCAGUUCUAUCCUUAAGAAAAUGAACCUCUGUAUGUUGUAAUGUUUUUUUUGAAGGAGGGCUAUUGUAUUGGAAUCUUCUGAUGGGCAGUCCCUUGUACAAUGUGUUACCUCCUCUAUGGUUGAUGAGUACUUGUGUUUUUUCUGUGAGUGUAGGGUAGGGGGAAGGUGUUCAUGUUUGACUAUUGUAAUCGAAUGAAUUAUUAUUGCAAUCGCAGAUGUUAUUAUCUUGA